AGCCCCCAGUGUCUUUGGAGUUCUCCACCACCAUGGUGCACCCAUGGGUGCUGGUUCUGCAAAGGGACCACCUGUGAGUGCUCCCCACCAAGACCACCCCUGGGCGCCUUCAAGGGGAAACUGAGGCAGGGAUGGUGGUGGGAGAGGCUGGGCCUCCCCUUAACCUUUUGGGAUCCAACCUAGACAAGGACCUGGAGCCCAUGGAGGAGCAGCUGGUGACAGGGGACCCCUCGUCUGUCACCCCUCAGUUGGUGGCACCCCCCGAGGCCGCCGGCAAGGACAUCAUCCCUGUGUACUGCUCCCUCCUGGCCGCCGUGGUGGUCGGGCUCCUUGCCUACGUGGCCUUCAAGUGCUGGCACACCUGCAGGCAGAAGCAGCAGCUGGCCAAGGCGCGGGCAGGGGACGUGGGGACGGCAGCAGAGGGGGAGAAGCUGCAGAGCGACAGCGGCGUCUGCCUGGACACCCACAGCCUGCAGGAGCCACACCAGCCCGGCAAGGCCCCCCGCCCCGAGGGACACCCUCUGUCGGGGCUGUCCCCGCAGCGGCAGGAGGAGGUGGAGCAGCUGCUGGAGGCGGGGGGCGCCGGGGGGGACUGGCGCUCGCUGGCCGCCAGCCUGGGCUUCAGCCCCGACGCCAUCGGCGCCUUCGGCCGCGGCCGGGCCCCUGCCCGCACCCUGCUCAGCGCCUGGGCCGCCUCCGAGGGGGCCACCGUGGACGCCCUCUGCCAAGCCCUGGCCGCCAUCGGCCGGCAGGAUGUGGCCCAGCGCUUGGUGGCCCCGGGGGAUGCCACCUCCGUGGUGUGAGCACAGCUCAC
Dryobates pubescens (Downy woodpecker) is the source of this 814-nucleotide messenger RNA. RefSeq names its product tumor necrosis factor receptor superfamily member 16-like. The record is from RefSeq and is a predicted model, not a curated record. Bases 132 to 803 code for a protein of 223 amino acids. Gene Ontology annotation, molecular function: nerve growth factor binding; death receptor activity; coreceptor activity. The transcript is spliced from 3 exons. Gene Ontology annotation, cellular component: cell surface; plasma membrane. Gene Ontology annotation, biological process: Rho protein signal transduction. NCBI's taxonomy places the organism in Eukaryota, Metazoa, Chordata, Aves, Piciformes, Picidae.